Molecule: messenger RNA, 1038 nt
Organism: Anoplophora glabripennis (Asian longhorned beetle)
Lineage: Eukaryota; Metazoa; Arthropoda; Insecta; Coleoptera; Cerambycidae
Product: histone H1-like
Exons: 1
Coding region: 118-945 (275 amino acids)
Biological process (GO): nucleosome assembly; negative regulation of DNA recombination; chromosome condensation
Cellular component (GO): nucleus; nucleosome
Molecular function (GO): double-stranded DNA binding; structural constituent of chromatin; nucleosomal DNA binding
Source: RefSeq, a predicted model, not a curated record
UAUUUUACGACCAGAUAUAUUGUUAGUCGUCGUUCUCGCGCGAGAUUAUCGAACUGUCGUAGUUUAAAAUAGCGAUCGUUUAAUUUCGGAAAGUUAUCUUAACGGAAAUCGAGAAAUAUGGCCGACACGGAUACCCAGAAUUCGGCAGCGCCCGUCGCAGGUUCCGCCGGUGGCGGAGGUGCCACUACUUCCUCUUCGUCGUCUCCUCAAACCCAAUCUCCGACUAAGAAAGAGAAGAAAGCGAAAAAUCCAAGGACCAAGCCAUCUCACCCGCCGACCUCCGAAAUGGUAAAUAACGCCAUAAAAGGACUGAAAGAACGCGGAGGUUCUUCUUUACAAGCCAUUAAAAAAUACAUCGCAGCCAACUACAAAGUGGACGCGGAAAAAGUGGCGCCUUUCAUCAAGAAAUAUCUAAAAGGGUCCGUGGCGUCGGGAAUGCUCGUUCAAACGAAGGGUAAGGGGGCUUCGGGCUCGUUUAAAUUAGCUUCUGCCUCUUCCGGAUCGGCAAAAUCUCCUUCAACCGCCGAUAAGAAGAAGACAAGCGGCGCCGCCGCCGCCGCCACAACUAAAACUAAAAAAUCGGUAAACAAGAGGACAACCGCCGCAUCCGCGGAUAAGACUCCGGUUUCUGUUAAGACAACGAAAAAAGUUUCUCCUAAGACGAAGAAAUCUGCAGCGGAAAAGAAAAGUGGCGUAGUCGUCGCGUCCACUAAAUCCAAAAAAUCCGCCGCCGAAAAGAAACCCGCGGUAUCUAGAACGGCAACGUCCGUUUCCGCGGCAAAACCGAAAUCUCCAUCAAAAGCGAAGAAGUCCAACAAAGCGGGUCCGACGAAGAAACCCAAAGCGCCAAAACCCAAAACGGCAAAAUCUCCAGUUUCCAUUUCCACUUCGGCAUCGUCUUCCCCAAAAUCAAGAAAAGCCGCUUCGCCAAAAAAGAAGAAGUGAACCCUAAGGAUGACGACGGCUAUAACGUAAACGGCGUCGUUCGCCUAAUUACGAAAGCCGCCGAAACGACGUCUUCUUUCUCUUUUUCGUAUC